AGGCGGGACUGAACGAAGUUACAAAGGCGGAUCGAGUUCGAAGCCGGCGUGCUGUGGCGCGUCGGAAACGGACCCCUUUUCCUCUUUCCCUCUCACUCUCUCACUCUUGUUUAUCCGCGAACGAGGAAGCGAGUGAGAACGUGCGGUGUUCGGCGCGAUCGCGCGCGCGGCCCACGACUCGAGUCGCCGACGUCGAGGAACGUCGUACGCGCGGACAAGAGAACGAGCACCUGCCGUUGCUUUUUCUCUUAACCCCUCGUAGCCUAACUAAACAACCAAAAGGCUCUAUAAGAUUCCCAUCGAGAAAACCCAUCUAAUCGGGCUGUGUGUUUUUAUUCAACAAGGAGGACUAUUGUCUUCGAUUAUAGGAUGAAUACGAGAACAAUCUCGAUCUUCAUCGGGAUGAGCAGAACGAGAAGACAGAAGAAGGGUUGUUGUUGUUGUUGUUGUUGUUGUUCGCUGGUGAGCUGCUGAAGAGAGAAGAUACUUACUGUCUUUUAUACUUUUUUUUUAUUUCUUCAAUCAUCGAAUUCUUUUUCUUCUUAUUCUUAUUCUUAUUCUUUUUACUCAUCUUUAUUGUUAUAUUGUUAUUUUUACUUCUUUCUUACUUUCUCGUAAGUGAUAAAAAAAAGAUGUUGGUGCCGCAAGAAAUGAUGGCGGCUCAAUCGAAGAUGCUUUAUCAAAUCAACAAAUAUUACGGGGAACGCGUCCAAGCACGUAUGGGACAGGUACAAAAAACGAUAAGAGAAGUUUGUAAGGUAGUGCAGGAUGUGUUAAAAGAGGUCGAGGUCCAAGAACCACGCUUCAUAUCCUCAUUGACCGAGUGCAACGGUCGUUACGAGGGUUUAGAAGUGAUUUCGCCGGGUGAAUUCGAGGUGGUACUUUACCUUAACCAAAUGGGCGUUUUCAACUUUGUCGACGAUGGCACCCUGCCGGGUUGUGCCGUUUUAAAACUUAGCGACGGCCGCAAGAGGUCCAUGUCACUUUGGGUAGAAUUCAUCACCGCGAGCGGUUACUUGUCCGCGAGAAAGAUUCGAUCAAGAUUUCAGACCCUGGUCGCCCAAGCAUGUGACAAGUGCACUUAUCGAGACUCCGUUAAGAUGAUAGCGGAUACGACUGAGGUGAAGCUGCGUAUUCGAGAGAGAUAUAUUGUUCAAAUUACCCCGGCAUUCAAGUGUUCCGGCGUUUGGCCGAGAUCGGCAGCUCAUUGGCCGAUCCCACAGAUACCCUGGCCUCAUCCUAAUCUCGUCGCUGAAGUCAAAACUGAAGGUUUCGAUCUUCUUUCCAAGGAAAGCGUUGCGUUACAAGGGAAACAAUCGGCAAUGGAAGGAGACGCCUGGGUCUUGAGUUUUACCGAAGCCGAAACUAGACUCUUGCAGGGUGGUUGCCGACGCAAAUGUUUGAGCAUCUUAAAAACUCUCAGAGACCGACACCUUGAUCUUCCUGGCAAUCCCGUUACGAGUUAUCAUAUGAAGACCUUGCUCCUUUACGAGUGCGAAAAACAUCCUCUUGAAGCAGAAUGGGACGAGGCUUGUUUGGCAGAUCGAAUGAACGGCAUUUUCUUGCAACUUAUUUCCUGCCUUCAAUGUCGAAGAUGUCCACAUUAUUUUUUACCAAAUCUUGACUUGUUCAAAGGAAAAUCACCCAGUGGCUUGGAGAACGCCGCCAAACAAGUUUGGAGACUGACCAGAGAAUUGUUGACCAACAGCCGUGCUCUCGAGAAACUUUAGCGAUCCUUCCAUAAAUGCAACAUAUCUUUCGCGAUAUUUCAAAGAUAAAAAGGAAAGAUGAAAAUGCACUAAAUAAACUAUUCUUGAAAUAAAAGCCUUACUUUAGUUCGCUAGAUCACUUCGUGCAAUAACGUUAUAUUCAUUCAGUGUAAUUAUCUUUACUUACUUUAGGUAGGAAACAUGUUUGACUCGAAACGUCAAAGUUUUUGUUUUAACGUAAUGCUUUUCGUUUACUUCGCUAAAUAUUUGGUUUUAAGGCCAGAAAUUGUACUUUCUCUUACUAAACUCGUUGCCUAUCUACGUCUAUUAUACACCAAUGCAAAGCGUACUGUAAUUCUGUCUCUUUAUAGAGAUUUUAUAAAUAAUAUUAAAAAACAUUUAUAAAACCAUUUUUAUCAUCGAGCAUAUGACAAAAGAAAGAACUGCGAUUUCAUUGAGCAUUGUUACGUGUAAAUAAUUUUUGAUAUUAUUUAAAUUAUAUUUAUUAUUACAUAAUCGAAUCGCUAUUAAAAUUAUAAAACGAUGUAAAU
Polistes canadensis is the source of this 2260-nucleotide messenger RNA. RefSeq names its product protein mab-21-like. The transcript has a single exon. NCBI's taxonomy places the organism in Eukaryota, Metazoa, Arthropoda, Insecta, Hymenoptera, Vespidae. The record is from RefSeq and is a predicted model, not a curated record. The coding region runs from base 633 to 1730 and encodes 365 amino acids.